AUGGUGAUGAAGAUCUAUGGAAGCGUCAACUCCACCGAGACCACGCGGGUCUUUGCUGCCCUCUACGAAAAGGGCCUCCCGUUCGAGUUUGUCCCAGUCGACAUGCGAGCUGGCGAGCACAAGGAAGACCAUUUCCUCGCCCUCAACCCUUUCGGUCAAGUCCCGGCCUUUGAGGACGGAGAUUUGAAGCUAUUUGAAUCAAGGGCAAUCACUCGCUACAUUGCUCAUAAAUACGCGGAAAAGGGCACUCCGCUCGUCUACGAGGGAAAAAUGAUGGCGACGGUGAACGUUUGGACUGAGGUCGAGGCCCGCCAGUUUGACCCCGUGGCGUCGAAGCUACAGCGGGAGCUCGUGCACAGGCAGAUGUUCGGCGUGGCCCCGGACGCUGCAGUAUUCGAGGAGAAUGGGACCGAGCUCACCAAGGUCCUCGACAUCUACGAGGCCCGGCUGAGCCAGUCCAAGUACUUGGGCUGCGACUUCUUCACCGUCGCCGACCUCCACCACCUCCCGGCCCUGACCAACCUGAUGGGGACACCGGCGAGGACACUGUUCGAUGCCCGCCCUAAGGUGAGCGCAUGGGUGGCCAACCUCAUGGCCCGGCCGGCGUGGGUCAAGGUUCUUGCCUUGAGGAACCAAUACUAA
Messenger RNA from Eucalyptus grandis, 642 nucleotides. RefSeq names its product glutathione S-transferase. Gene Ontology annotation, molecular function: glutathione transferase activity; glutathione binding. NCBI's taxonomy places the organism in Eukaryota, Viridiplantae, Streptophyta, Magnoliopsida, Myrtales, Myrtaceae. The record is from RefSeq and is a predicted model, not a curated record. The transcript is spliced from 4 exons. Bases 1 to 642 code for a protein of 213 amino acids. Gene Ontology annotation, cellular component: cytoplasm.